Molecule: messenger RNA, 808 nt
Organism: Nicotiana tabacum (common tobacco)
Lineage: Eukaryota; Viridiplantae; Streptophyta; Magnoliopsida; Solanales; Solanaceae
Source: RefSeq, a predicted model, not a curated record
UCAUCUCAAAUUUAACAAAUUCGACGUAGAAGGGAAACUAUAGCUUAUCACUAAAAUUAAAGAUGUAUAGAUCAUCGAGUACAACUCGAGUUUCAGACGAUUAUUUUAAUAGCUAUUAUUCUUCAUCUUCAAAUUCAUCACCCUCACAAAAAGUGUCUCCAGCAUUAAGAGCUUUGUCUUUGGAAACUAAUGAAUUAUUACCAAUACAUGAACCACUUUCGGAUAUUGCUAAGAAGGAAAAAUCUCGUGCCAAAUUUGCAGAGAAUGCUGUUCAUGUUAUACCUUUGGUUUUGCUCUUGUGUGGAUUUAUCCUAUGGUUUUUGUCUAAUCCAGAUAUUGAUGCGCCAUUGAAAGAGGAAGCAAUUGCUAAAAGAAUAGAAGGAUUAAACCUUGAUGGAGAUCUCGAUCCUGAUGGCAUGCAUAUUGCAAAUUUACCUCUAGAAUUGAGUGAUGAUGAUUUGAUCAAGAAAGAUGAAAAUCGUCGAACAUCUUAUAUGGAAAAUGGAUUUCCAUAAAUAUCUUUUUUGUUUCUUUUUCACUUAUUUUCGUACCCAAAUUCUCACUAUUUAUGCUUUGAGGAUUGUUGUUGCCAAAUCAUUUUUGAGUGACGAAGUUAUUAGGGAUUUCUCUUCAAUGUCUACUAAGAUGUUUCGGUAUUUGGUUGACGCUAUUAUAUGGAAAAGACUUUGAUUUUCUCAAAGAUUAGAGAUGCUACUGCUACUAUAUAUGUUUCUGUCUUUGACCUAUCGAUUGAGAAUGCUUCUUAUUGUAUCCGUAAAAAUAGACGGUUUGAAUUUCUUUUUUCAUC